AACUUAUUAGUUACUCGUCUCGGUUGUUUGUUCUCUCUGCCGCAAAAAAGAGAAAAAGUAAAAAAAGAAAAAAAAGAGAAGAUAUCGCUUCUGCAACUCUCCCAUCUCCAUCUGCAGAUUCUAUUACUCAUCAGGAACGCAAGGAUGGAUGAUAAACACGCGGAUAAGAAACCUGAAGUAAAACGAAAGGAAGAGGCUUUUUUCUUGGGGUAUCCCGAUUUGGUUACUUACCUCCCUAUGGGUCACACCUUGUGAGCUUAUUUGAGGAUCUGAAGUUGAUGCUGAAAGGUAUGAGGCUUAUGCAUGUGAACGAGAGAUUCAUUAAGGAGCACUUCAAAAUUGCUGGUGUACCCGAGGGAGAAAAUAGUUACACUCGUUACAACUCUUGGGAGGUUUACUUAACUUGGAGACCUGUUGUGGCUAUGAUAUUGGAGGGAGAUGAUGCUGUUGAUAAAGUUCGUCAAUUAACAUUGAAUGAGGAAUCAUCUCUUUUCUGGGACGAUGGGCCAACAUCUUAUAUCAGCAAGUCUGCUCCUGAAGCGUCACGAGAUAUUGAGCUGUGGUUUCGUAAAGAUAGUGAAGGCUGGUUAAAUGAAAUGAUUGGGAGUAAAGAUCUAAUAUACGUGCAUCCAGACAAAUCACAUGGCCCAUGGGAAUCAGCUUUUGAGAUGCUAAGGAAUGACGUCAUGUGUGAUCCUCAACCGGAUCUUCAGCAAUAUUGUACCAUGGCUGAGAUGUCUGUUCUCGUUAUCAAGCCUAAGGCUUUUGAUGAGUACUGUGUUGGUGAAAUUUUGAAGGCUUUUGAGUUCAGCAGUUUUGAAGUAAGAGGUUUGAAGGUUGUGAGGAAGGCUGAAUGUCCUGAAACCGCUGUAUGGUCGUGUGAAACUGACAGCAAUGCGCCUGCUCUUGCUAUAGUUGCUAAUUUUCUGUCCCCAAAGUUCGGAUUUACGCACGACAAACCAGAUGCCGAAGAUAUUGAUUUUAGCUCAGAAGUAUACCGAGUUGGCAGCAAUUACAUCUACAAAAGCGAGGUGGAUACCUUGUGUCGUGAUAUGACAGAUUUUUUUCCUUAUGGUUUGGUUCUUUGGGUUGAUCCCGAAUGCGAUCACGUGUGUGGCAAUAUGUUCGAGGCUUCCUUAAUUGGUCUCAAGACACAGGACUAAGUUUACACGUGAGGACACAUGUUUGUUAUAUUUGUUUUUAUUUGAUUAGUAGCCUGGAGGGUCUACUGGAGACUACUGUUGUUUCUCAAGUUUACUGGAGGGUCUACUGGAGACUUAUAUAGUUGUAUUCUUAAAAGUUAAACUUUGCACUAGUGAGUAGCGAGUGGAUUGCUGGUAAUGUUCUAUAUUCAGACUCAUAUAAGUAAGAAUUUAACCUCAAAAAAAA
This is a messenger RNA of Papaver somniferum (opium poppy), 1389 nucleotides long. RefSeq lists its product as uncharacterized. The transcript has 7 exons. Lineage: Eukaryota; Viridiplantae; Streptophyta; Magnoliopsida; Ranunculales; Papaveraceae. The record is from RefSeq and is a predicted model, not a curated record. The coding region runs from base 279 to 1163 and encodes 294 amino acids.